GGCACGCUGAUACGUGCUUUCUUGAAGCCCCCCUCACCUAAUGUGCUUCAUACGGCAAAUUAAAUUCGUAAUAUGAACCCUUUUUGAAUAAUUUGAACCAGUUUUCCUCAUUUUUUUCAUAACAGUUUUUAUCCAUUUCUUUAUAGUUUCACAAUAAUAUGAAAGUUUGAUAAAUCCUGAUAUAACCUAAAAUGAAUCCGGCCAUUUCUUUUGCAGUCAGAAGUUCCCUGGGAAUUAGCAUUAACCAUGGACCACCAAAAUUUAGUUGCAACGACCUAUUCGAAGCGGUUCGUAGUAAAUCUUGUCGUACGAUGCUCUUCAGUCCUGCUGGCGACUAUUUUGCCUACGUUAACGGUUUGAAUUUACACCUGCUACAGACCGAAAAAUGGAAGACGAUCGCUGUUAUCGAAAAUACCAAGUCGUAUCAUUUGAGCUUUUCGCCGAAGGGCACUUACCUGUGCGCGUGGGAACCUUUUGCGACCAAUAACGCCAAUCCUCAAGGCAGUCCAAACUUAAAUAUCUACGAAAGCGAAAGUGGAAAACUUGUAAAAAACUUUGUUCACAAGAAGCAAACUAAUUGGGAACCCCAGUGGAGUGCAGAUGAGGUGUUAUUUUCCCGUUUGGUCGACACAGAUAUCGUGUUCUACAACUCGAAUGACUUUCAGGUCAUCAAUCGAGUUAAGUCAUACAAAGUUAUGUCGUACACGAUAUCACCCAAUGUGGAAAACUACUUCGUAGUGCUUCACACCCAGGAUGGAAAGGGACAACCUGCCAUUGGAAGAUUGUUCAAAUAUCCGAUGUUUGAACACCAACAGAGUAUAGCCAAUAAAAGUUUUUUCCAAUCGGAUAAAGUCGAAUUUUACUGGAGUGCGAAGGCUACUCACGUUUUGCUAUUGACUAUGACGGAAGUCGAUAAGACAUCCUAUUAUGGCAAGCAAGGGCUACAUUUUAUCAGCACAAGUGGUGAUACUGCCAUGGUGACAAUGAAUAAGGAAGGUCCAAUUUACAACGUCGCUUGGUCGCCGAGGGACACCGAAUUUUGUGUCGUAUACGGUUUUAUGCCGUCUCGUUGCACAAUCUUCAACUUAAAAUGCGAAAUGAUCCAUCAGUUUAGUGCAGCUCCACGGAAUAGCAUCUACUAUAAUCCGCAAGGUAACAUCCUAUUAACUGCCGGUUUUGGAAAUCUGCGCGGCCAUAUCGAAUUGUGGGAUAUCGCUUCCAAAAAACUGAUAGGUAGCUGCGAAGCGGCGGACUCCACGUUGUUGCAGUGGUCGCCCGAUGGUACCCACUUUUUAACUGCGACCACGGCUCCGAGAUUACGUAUUGGCAACGGGUAUAAAGUUUGGCAUUACUCUGGCGCCUUAAUUCACGAACAUCCUUACAAGGAAAACGAUGAGCUUUACGACGUUGCUUGGCAGAAAGCACCAAAGGAUGCCUUCAAAGAACCAGCAGUUAACUUCCAAAAGGUCGAGGGGAUUGUAUCAAAUCAGCCGCAAGCUUCAAAGGAGGCAUACCGUCCACCAUCUGCACGCAAUCGUCCGCCAAUCACUUUUAAACUGCACGACGACGAUAGUGACGGUCAGCUACCACCGGCAGCCCCAUCGAAGGCGGCGCUAAAGCAGAAGAAGAAACGCGAGAAUAAGAAGGCCCGCAAGCAGCAGGAAGAGCCAAACUCCAAUCCUCCCAUUACGAGCACUGUUUCUGUGAUACUAACCGAAGAUGAAGAGAAAAAUAAAAAAAUUAAAAACAUCAAAAGGAAAUUGGAUGCGAUCGGCAAACUUAAAGAUCAGCAAUCUCAGGGGAAAGUAUUAGAAGUGAAUCAGCUGGCAAAAAUCAAAAGUGAAGAUGAGCUCAUGGUCGAGUUAAAGAAGUUACAGCUGUAAUAAAUUUUCUAAUUCUGUUAAUGUUUGAUAAAACAAAUAAAUUGAGUUUAAAGGUCAA
Messenger RNA from Photinus pyralis (common eastern firefly), 1941 nucleotides. Its product is annotated as eukaryotic translation initiation factor 2A-like. Gene Ontology annotation, biological process: translational initiation. The record is from RefSeq and is a predicted model, not a curated record. Lineage: Eukaryota; Metazoa; Arthropoda; Insecta; Coleoptera; Lampyridae. Gene Ontology annotation, cellular component: cytosolic small ribosomal subunit. Gene Ontology annotation, molecular function: mRNA binding; translation initiation factor activity; protein binding. The transcript is spliced from 8 exons. Bases 192 to 1883 code for a protein of 563 amino acids.